Molecule: messenger RNA, 4374 nt
Organism: Debaryomyces hansenii CBS767
Lineage: Eukaryota; Fungi; Ascomycota; Pichiomycetes; Serinales; Debaryomycetaceae
Exons: 2
Coding region: 1-4374 (1457 amino acids)
Molecular function (GO): lipid binding
Source: RefSeq, a predicted model, not a curated record
AUGGGGAUACAAAAAUCACCGCAAGAUGUCGAUCCUCGUCGUCCGAAUAAGGAAGAUAUUGACGAACACAAUAGAAGAGUGAAUGCUAAUUUGAAUGUGAGAAGCGCUCCGUUAGAUGGGUCUGACAAUUCAGGGAUUAAGAAACCUCCGCCGCCAGAGAAAGUUAGUGUUCGCGAUCAAACUACGUUUUCCUGGGAGAACGUUGGUCCUUGGGAAAGCAGUUCGAUCGAGGACAAGUCGAAGGCCUUGAAGGUUAUGAAGUCGAUUGAGAACUAUGUCGUAGAUCAUUUUUACGGUGAUUGGUACUGGAAUAGUUCCUUAAUGAUCGGUACAUGCUUCUUCUGCUGGUUGAUAGCCAGACUUGGAGGAGGUAUUUUGUCAUUGGGGUUCAUUUUGUUGUUCACCAAUUCUGUCUACAGAGCCGAAUUUAGGAGAUUCAAUAGAGAUGUAAGAGAUGACAUGACCAGGGUUACUGCUAGCAAUAGGUUAGAAAAUGAAUUGGAAACCAUGGAAUGGUUAAAUUCUUUUAUGGAUAAGUUUUGGGUUAUUUAUAUGCCAGCAUUAUCAGAACAAGUUAUGUUCCAAGCUAACGAAGUUUUGAAAGAUCAAGCACCAGGAUUUGGUAUUGAAGCCUUGUCAUUGGAUGAGUUCACUCUUGGUUCCAAAGCACCAAGAGUUGAUAGUAUCAAGUCUUAUACGAGAAAGGGCCAUGAUCAUAUUGAGAUGGAUUGGGCGUUUUCCUUUGCACCAAAUGAUACUGAUGAUAUGACUAAGAAUGAAAUUAAAAGAAAGAUCAACCCAAAGGUUGCCUUAGGUGUCAGGGUGGGUAAGGCUUUUAUUAGUAAAUCUUUACCAAUUUUAGUAGAAGACAUGUCGUUUAAAGGACGCAUGAAUAUUAAAUUAAAGUUGAAUCAUAACUUUCCACACGUUAAAAUGGUAUCUAUUCAGUUUUUGGAAGCACCUGCUAUUGAUUAUGUUUUGAAGCCUGUUGGUGGUGAUACCUUUGGGCUUGACAUUAUGUCUCUUAUCCCUGGUUUAGCCUCUUUUGUUAACGGAUUAAUCCAUGCCAAUUUGAGACCUAUGUUAUAUGCUCCUAAUUCUUUGGAUAUUGAUGUUGAAGAAUUGUUGGCCCAGCUGUCUUUGGGUGCAAUUGGUUGUCUUGCCAUUACUGUUAAGCGUUGUACUAACUUGAAGCCUACUGAAAAAACCAAGCAGCUUCAUCCUUAUGUACAAAUGAAAAUUGAAUGUAACGCUGAUAUCGACGAGAGAACAAAGGUUAAGAAACUGAUUUCAUCUCCGGUGUUCAUGGAAACCAAAUAUAUAUUAUUGAAUCAGUUAGAGUCAAAUUUCUUGAACUUUAAUGUUUACAAUUUGAUCGAGCAGGAACAAAAUGAUAAAUUAAUUGGUAAUGUUCAGAUUCCGUUAGCCGACUUAUUGCAAAAGGAGACGUUUAAUGAUGUUACAAAGAAUAUCAUGGAAGGUGGUAAAGUUGUUGGUAAGAUUGAGUAUGACCUUAAGUACUUCCCAAUCUUAGAACCAAUGGUUUUAGAAGAUGGUAGUAAGAAAGAGAUUACCGAGUCAGAGGUUGGUAUUAUGAAAUUGACCUUACACGAGGCUAAGGAUUUGGAUAUCACUCAGUCAGUUGUUGGUAUUUUAAAUCCAUAUGCUGAAAUUUAUGUCAAUCACGAAUUGGUUAAGAGUUGCCGUCGACUUAGACAGAAUAAUGAACCAUCAUGGGAUCAAACAAUUGAAUCAUUAAUUACUCAACAAUCUGAAACUACUGUUACCGUUCUUAUCAAAGAUUCUGUUGAAGAUGCUGUUGUUGGUCAAUUGGAAGCAAACUUACAAGACUUAGUAUUUGAAAGUGGUAGAGGUCAAGAAUGGAUUCAAUGUGCCCCUGUUAGACCUGAUGCACCUCCAACUAAGGUUAGAAUUGGUGCUACAUGGAAGGCUUUAGGUAUGACCGAUGAAAAUGUUGAUACUCAUUUCAAUGCUUCUAUCGGAGGUCUCAGAAUUCACUUGCGUUCUGCAACCGGUCUUAAGAAUUUGGAAGCUGUUGGUAAAGUUGAUCCUUAUGUUAGAGUUAUGAUGAAUGGUAAUAUCAGAGGCAAGACUCUGACCAUUGCUGAUACAUUAGAUCCCGCGUUUAACCAUGUUUGUUUUGUUCCAAUCGCCAAUGAUCAUCAACAUAUCUUAUUAGAAGUUAUGGAUGAAGAAGCAGACCAGAAUGAUAGAAGCUUAGGUACUUGCGCAGUCCAUGUUAACGAAUUUUUAAAGAAAAACGACGAAGGGUAUUAUUUGGGAUACGAUGGUUCGAACGAAAUUAUUGAACAACCUGUUUUACUCAAUGGCCAACAUCAAGGUUUCAUGUCUUAUUCGGUUUCAUUUGUUCCAACUAUUCCGGUUUACACACUCUCUCAAAUGAAUAACAAAGAUAAAUACUUAGAACACUUGAAGAAGAAGGAAGCUGACGAAGCUGAACAAAGAAGAAAGGAUGAAAAGAAGUUCAAAGAACAUCCAGAUGAAUAUCAAUGGGUUGACAUUGAAGAUGACGAAUUACCAGAAGUUGAAAGAAUUCACAUGCCAUUAGAAACAGCUAUUAAAUAUAGAACGGGUAAUAUCAAUGUUUAUAUCGAAGGAGGCAAAUUCAGCAAACCAGAUUUUUUUGUUCAUACUCUAUUUGAUGAUCAUGCUUACCCAUCAUCUGUUACAGCUAGAACUGAAGGUAGGAAAUUGGAUGUUAAAUCUAAAAGUGAAGCAUUUAUUAGAGAUUUACCAAACUCCAAGCUCAUUUUUAGACUUGCUAAAAAAUUCGAAGUCGAUAAGGAAAAGGAUAUUGUUCAUGAAAAGACUUUCGAUACCCUUGAAAUAUUAAAGAGAUCGUAUGACAACCCAAUUGACUUGAAAAUUAACGAAAAGAAUACUAUUAGGGUGCAGUUAGAAUAUAUUCCAUCAGCCGUGAAGUUAGCACCAUUUGAUACGAUCUUAGAUGUUGGUAAGUUUAAGUUGGAUAUUUUGAGUGCCGAAGGCUUAAAAUCAGUUGAUUCUAAUGGUAAGUCAGAUCCAUUCCUUAGUGUUAAGCUUGAUGGUGUUGAGAUUUAUAAGACUGAUAAGAAGAGAAAGACAUUAGAUCCUGUUUGGAACGAGUCGGUUGACAUCCCAUUAAUGUCAAGAUCUAGACAAAUAGUGUUAUUGGAAGUUUAUGACUGGGAUUUAACACAUAAGCCUGAUUUAUUAGGUAGAAUCAACUUAGACAUGUCUACUAUAGAACCAUUGAGAUCUACACAAUUUACUGUCAACUUUGAUACUCAAGGAAUUUUAAACUUGAGAGGAACAUUCAGACCAGAAUAUCUCAGACCAACACUCGAUUCAGAAAGUGGAUUGCCACUUGAUUUAAGUUCCGUUGCUAACGUACCGUUAAAAGCCGUUGGUGGUGGUGUUGGCUUGGCUGCGGAUGGUGUCGGCAUGGCAGCUAACGGUGUUGGUGGAGUUGGUAAGGGUCUCGGUAAGGGCGUAGGUAAGGGUGGAUCCUUUAUCAAGGGAUUCGGUAGACUGAAGAAGAAGCAAUCAAUGGAUGAAGAAGGUGGCGCACAAGCUAACAACGAAUUCGAUGAAACUGCAUCUCAUAUGAGUGGAAGAACAGGACAAACCGGCGUAACUGGUAGAAGUGGAGCAGGCCAAAGUCAAUUGCAAAAGAGGGAAGAAGGCGCCGAUCAUGAAGGAGAAGAAGGCGAGGGGCGCGAAGAAGGAGAAGGCGAAGAAGAAGAAGAAGAAGAAGAAGAAGAAGAAGAAGAAGAAGGAGCAGCACGCCCAGGAGAGACCGGCGAUCCCAAGAAAGAUGAAAAGGCCGACAAAAUGGCAGAAAACAUUAAGGUGGACAAGCCAGCUGGCGAAGUCCAUGCAGCUCCUAACAUCCAUGCCGACCUACUCCCACCAUUACAGAAACCUAACUUUGGUUUUGUAACAGGAUUAAACAAUGACUCGGAUACAAGCAGUGUUGUCACCAGUAUGAAUGCUCCCGACACCUUACCUGGCAGAAUUGCCAUUGUAAGUGCGCACGGCUUCUCGAGUCCUGUUCUCGAGGUGAAGACUAUCUUGAAGACCGCUACCAAGGACAGAACCUUAUUCAGAACCCGUGGUGCUAAGUUGCACGAAGACGGAUACAGAUGGAACGAAUCAAUUCCUUUCAGAUCGGCAUCGUCCAAUGAGUUGAUUUUCCUCGUGAGGGAAUCACACAAAUUCGGAAAGAAGGUUGAAUUGGCUCUGGCAAGACUUCCAUUGGUAGAAGCAUUGAACAAGACCGAGGAUUUCACUUUCCAAACUGGCCAGGGUACCUUGGUUGUCAACGUCACCUAUCUUGACACUGGUAUUUAG